AUGGCAGAAGACCAUUCGAUAAUGCCAGGACAUGGCUCCAAAGCGGACAUUAUGGACGAACCUACUGUUACGCACGCUGAGUCGAGCAUAAGUCACACCAAAUGGAAAUCUGCCAAGUCUAAAGACGGAGACACUGCGAUGGCUCUUUUCGACGACGCGGACGAAUUGCAUGAAGAAAUUGAUCCUGCUGAGGCCCGGAGGAUAUUAUGGAAGAUUGAUUUCAUGAUCCUGCCCUACCUAGCUGUGUGUUAUGCAUUCUUCUACAUUGAUAAGACAACAUUGAGUUAUGCCGCAAUCUUCGGAAUUGAAGAAGAUCUGUCACUACAUGGUACUCAAUACAGCUGGCUGAGCAGUAUCUUCUAUUUUGGAUUUCUGGCAUGGGCCUUUCCAACCAACUUCUUAAUGCAGAAGCUACCAAUCGGAAAAUACCUCGGUGCGAAUAUCUUCAUGUGGGGAGUGUUUCUCAUGAUUCAAGCAGCCUGCAACAGCUUCGCGACGAUUGCAGUACUUCGAGCUCUGGGUGGUGCCGCCGAAGCAUGUUCGGAUCCCGCGUUCAUGCUCAUAACCAGUAUGUGGUAUACACGAAAGGAACAACCAGUACGACUCGGAUUAUGGUACACCGCGAAUGGGAUUGGAAUAUCUCUCGGUGGGCUGCUGGGCUAUGCUAUCGGUCAUAUUCGAGGAAAGCUACCGUCAUGGAAAUAUGAGUUUAUUGUGAUUGGUGCUCUGUGUGCUACCUGGGGCAUUGUUAUGUUUACCUUUCUUCCUGACUCCCCUGUCACAGCUCGCGGGCUCACCAAAAGAGAGCGACGGAUCGCUGUGGACCGUAUUAGAGAAAAUCAGACUGGCGUGGAGAAUAAGCACCUAAAGCCCUAUCAGAUUUUGGAGGCUUUCAUGGAUUACAAGCUUUACAUUUUCUACGCCCUUGGAGUUGUGUGCAAUAUUCCAAAUGGUGGUAUCUCCAAUUUCGGCACCUUGAUUAUCAAAGGCUUUGGCUAUUCCACUUUGAUCACAACAAUUUUACAGAUUCCCUAUGGCUGCAUUAUUGCAAUGUCGAUCUUGACUUGUGUCUUUCUGAAUGAUCGAUUUGAGAAUCGUCGCUGUGUCUUCAUACUAAUCUUCCUCAUUCCAAAUCUUGCCGGUGCCUUUGGUCUUUGCUUUGUGCCAACACACCAACACGUUGGUCGACUUAUUUGUUACUAUCUAACCGGGCCGUAUAAUGCUGCUUUUGUGCUUAUUCUCAGCAUGCAGAUUGCCAACACCGCCGGCCAUACCAAGAAAGUGGUCACCAAUGCAGUUCUUUUCCUUGGAUAUUGCACAGGUAAUAUCGCUGGCCCAUUCUUUUAUAAGACCGAUCAAUCACCAACAUACACCCUGGGAAUUUGGUCCAUGAUUGUGUGCCAUCUUAUUGAAGCGUGUCUGAUUGUUACACUGGGUUUCCUUCUUCGAUGGGAAAAUCAGAAGCGUGAUCGUAUUCAGUCCGCAAUGGAGGGCGGACUUGAAGGCAGAGACUUGGACGCUACUGCUUUCUUGGACCUGUCAGAUCGAGAAAAUCUGAACUUCCGCUAUAUCUACUAA
This is a messenger RNA of Penicillium malachiteum, 1578 nucleotides long. Its product is annotated as putative MFS allantoate transporter. Gene Ontology annotation, biological process: transmembrane transport. The record is from RefSeq and is a predicted model, not a curated record. The transcript has 10 exons. Gene Ontology annotation, cellular component: membrane. Lineage: Eukaryota; Fungi; Ascomycota; Eurotiomycetes; Eurotiales; Aspergillaceae. Gene Ontology annotation, molecular function: transmembrane transporter activity. The coding region runs from base 1 to 1578 and encodes 525 amino acids.